Messenger RNA from Amyelois transitella, 2287 nucleotides. RefSeq lists its product as uncharacterized. Gene Ontology annotation, molecular function: oxidoreductase activity; copper ion binding. Gene Ontology annotation, cellular component: plasma membrane. Gene Ontology annotation, biological process: iron ion transport. Bases 99 to 1889 code for a protein of 596 amino acids. The record is from RefSeq and is a predicted model, not a curated record. NCBI's taxonomy places the organism in Eukaryota, Metazoa, Arthropoda, Insecta, Lepidoptera, Pyralidae. The transcript is spliced from 9 exons.
GUCACGUCUCACGUUCCGCGGUUUUUAAUCAUUAAAAAUAAAAAGAACAAAUGUAAAUGAACAAUAAUAUUUUGUGAGCAUUGUGAAUAGGACUUAAAAUGAAGUUGGAAGUAUGUUUUUUGUUAAUGAUCACGAGUAUAAGCAACAACGGAAAAGCGUCUUUGGAAAGCUUCGCGCCGGCAAAUGCGCACGUACUUUUUGAGGAUACUACAAAAAGCUCCGAUGCAUCGUGCUACCGACCUUGUAAAUUCAACGUGAAACCAAGGCGAUGCCACUACUCUUUCAUCGUAGAACCAACAGUUCUAGAAAAUGGUCGGACAUCCAUAUCCAUCAAUGGGAUGACACCAGGACCUCCAAUAAACGUCUGCGUAAAUGAUGUAGUAGUUGUAGAAGUGAAGAAUAAAAUACCCAAUGAAGAUAUCAGUAUACAUUGGCAUGGUAUAGAACAGAAAGGAACGCCGUAUAUGGAUGGAGUUCCUAUGGUUACGCAGUGUCCUAUAUCUUAUGAAACUACUUAUAAGUAUGCAUUCAUUGCUUCAUCCCCUGGGACUUAUUUUUAUCAUGCUGAUUCAGUUGCUCACCAGAGUGAUGGCGUUUAUGGAUCUUUGAUUGUUAACCAGCCCCAGCCAUUAGAGCCUCAUUCAGCUCUGUAUGACUAUGACAGAAGUAAUGAGAACACUAUUAUGUUUGCGGCAAAAUUCCCAGAACUACUCACCGGUAAUUUAGAAGAUGUGGGUCGAAAGGUCCCGAAUGCUCUAGUCAUUAAUGAGUAUGAAGAAGAUGUGUUUAAGUUAUUCGUUAUUCCCGGCUUCGCUUAUAAACUGCGGUUGAUCAACGCAAUAGCUAUCGAGUGUCCUGUAGUGGUCAGCAUUGACCAACACGAAAUGCUUGUGAUUGCGACCGACGGGAAACCUGUCAAACCACUGGCUGCUAAGAGCGUUUUACUGUAUCCAGGAGAGCGGAUGGACGUAGUAGUGCGGGCUUCGCAGGAAGUCGGCGGCUAUUGGCUGAAUGCUCGGGGCACCGGCGCGUGCGCUGGUCUGUCUACGAACACUAUGUUGAUCUACUCCGGGUUCAAUUACACUGCCAUGCUUCACGAUGAUCUGAAUUCUGUGGUAUCGGAGCCGAAUCUUUCACCCCCUGUCUACGGUCAGCAGUUAGACUCUCUUCAGGAUUCAUCAACCCAUCAGAAAAUUAGACCCGUCUACUUGGGAAUUGACAGGAACGUGAUAAAGUUCAAGGAGACUGACAACGAUUUCCGAUACAUCAGUGAUGCUAUCCCGAAGAGACCAUUCUUUCCAGCGUCCCUAUCACUUCAAGAUACCGGUGUAGUCCAAAUCAACGGUAAAAAUUUCCUUUACCCUAACUCACCGAUCCUUCUAAGUCCUCGGGGCGUGAAGACAGAGUCACAGUGCUACGUGGGUGAAGAGACCAGGGAUAAGGACCCACAGUGCCUACAAAUAUUGAAGGCGUUUGAGGGAGAGCUGCUUGAAAUAGCAUUGGUGAAUGAAGGAUUUAUAUUUGGUAGCAAUGAAUCAUACACAUUCCAUCUGCACGGAUACCCAAUGUACGUGGUGGCUACCGGGCAGAAUGCUGACAACAAACCUCUUUCGAAGGAAGAAUUCUAUAAUCUUGAUGCGGAGCACAAAAUUAACAGAAAUCUUAUAACCCCACCAAUAAAGGACACUAUAGUAGUACAAAAUAAAGGUUAUACUAUUGUUCGUGUGAAAAUCGACAAAGGAGGUAGUUGGUUGCUGGAGUGCCGAUCCUGUGGGCAGGCUUUACCUGCAGCUGUGCUCAUCAAUGUUCCCCAGACGUUGCCCAAGACCAUUACAAGUUUAUUAUCUAAAUGUGGCAGCUUCAGGCCACCUGAUGUCUUGUUGAAUUAAAACUGAGUUGAGACUGAUAGUUUACUUAAUAUAGUUAUAGAUACUCAUAGAAGUAAUUAGUUCACAAUGGUCUUACUCGUAGUAAUAGUUGCUGAUUAUAAUGGGACUAAAACUUCUAUUGAUACUGGUAAGGCUAUUUCAAUUAGUGAACAGUUAGAUACCGAGUAAUCAACGAUGUUGAAAUCGGGUACUUUUAUUCUGAAUUUCGAACUUUGUAGAAAUUGGAAUUUUUGAUUCGAUUUUAACAAUGUUAUGGGAAUAAAUGUGACUCUUUAAUUGAUAAUUAAAGUUUUUGUGGGUCCUUUUUAAAAAUGGAUGAAUGCUGUCGUUUCAUCUAGAGUGGCAGGUCUAGUGAAAUUUUGGAUGUUUUUGUAUUUUUCUAUGUAACAUAUAAUGAA